Molecule: messenger RNA, 2667 nt
Organism: Gambusia affinis (western mosquitofish)
Lineage: Eukaryota; Metazoa; Chordata; Actinopteri; Cyprinodontiformes; Poeciliidae
Product: extensin-like
Exons: 5
Coding region: 114-1049 (311 amino acids)
Source: RefSeq, a predicted model, not a curated record
AGAAUGGGUGGAGUUUGGCCCACUGGCUUUGGCAAGCCAUCCAAUCAGAAGGCCUGAGUUUCCUUGGCGAUGCUCAUGUCCAGUGAUGUACAGCUGAGGAUGAGAUCAGACACAUGAAGAUGGAGCAAAAGAUGUCAGUGAUGGUUUCCAUGGCUUCAUUAUUGAGAAAACUCUGCUGCCUGCUGGUAAUGCCAGGCUUCAUAGGAGCAACAUCUCUGACGAAAGUAAAACAGCCUGAUGGAAGUCUUGUCAGGAUUGGUUCUGCUAAAGCGAACGAUUUCUUGGCAAACUUUCGACCCAAGAGGAACGUCGAUCCUAAAUGGUACCGAGGUGACCCCGACUUUCAGUCCUACUACAGGUUCUACAACAGCAUCGGACACAUUGAAGGACUUUAUGAGAUAGACCGGAUCAGGAUGUUGUAUCAGCAGAUGCGUCACCCGGAGCUGAUCUAUGGGCCCGACGCUGCCGGCUACCAAAACAAAAUGGGUGCUACAACCAGCACCGCAGCACCAUCUACAACAACUCGCCCUCCUCCACCCCCCACCACCCCGGCUCCCACACCAGACCCACUGGAGAAAUUUGAGAAGAUCUAUCUGUGCAACCCCAAGGACCCUCUGUGCAAACCUCGGAUUGUCUACCUGCCGACAGGAGCUGUCCCAAUACUGUGUGACCCCCGACUCAACCUUGCAUGCAGUGCUACAAAAGAAGAGGGGGUUAGAAAUAUUAUUCCAUCUCAACCAACACUUGCCACUCCUACUCCUGGAAAGGCUGCUCCACCUGUCCCUCCACCGGACACCAAGAAAGGGAUGGAAUACGAAUGUGACCCGUACUGGGAUCCAGACUGCCUCAUCGACCAGCCUCCCCAUCCUGCACAGGAAGCAUCAUCACCUGUAGCACCAGACGAGGAAACAACAGAUGAAGGGAAUGUUCCUGUUUUUUUAAAUGUAGCUAAAACAAAAAGGCCCGGCCCUUAUUUUGAUCCUUAUGAUUUCAAAAGUGACGUGUAUGAUCCCUAUCGUUACGCUGAGCCAGCUCCGGAUCCACUUUAAGUACAAACUGUCCACAAAAAGAAGACAAAUCGAUCGACAGCCAGACCAAAACAAAAGUACAGUUCAGUAAUGCAGGUUAGCUACAAAUAUUACAUAAUUUCUCAGAUGAAAAACAAUACUGUGCCUGUACAAUAUGAGUGCACAAUAACCUCUGUUCACAUGAAAACAUAAAUGAAUAAAAAUACCUAUCAGAUAAAUGCCUUUACAGGGGUUUUUAUUUCUAUGCAGUUGACAGAACCUCUCUUAAUAUUUAGACAGCAGUAAAAUUAAACAAUAUCUUGAUUCUUGCAACUUCUACAUUUUUUCAUUUUCUUCAAAUGUGUAAGAUACUUCUCUUGUUAAAUUAGACAAAAACCUACGUGUAACAGGAAACCACAAAUUUAAUACUUUUUGCAAGGUACGGUAUGUCAGGACAUUAGUCUCUCUAAGACGGUCUGUUGUGCAUGGAACCAAGGUAAUCAUGGAGAAGUUUUCCUAAAGUUGUUUAGGCAAAAUAUCACAGCAAUAGGGGCACUCGUUAUCUAAAUGAGCUUGAGCAUUUUUGCAAAGGAGAAAUUCCAUCUCAAGAUACGAGAAACUGACGAAUACUUCACAUAUUGUUUAGACAAAUUAUCUUUAAAUUUGGACAAAACAAAUUAUAUGUUAUUUACAAGGAGACAAAGAAUUGUAAACACUCCAUUUAAAGUUGAUGGUGUAGAGAUUUGUAGAGUUAGUGAGGUGAAAUUUUUGGGUGUGAUAAUUGACAAGAGAUUAUCAUGGAAAUCCCAUUUGAAUUAUUUAAGAACAAAAUUAGCAAAAUCAAUUGCAGUGCUUUAUAAAGUACGGGAUUUUCUGAAUGAUCAUGCACUGUUUAUGUUGUAUAAUGCACUAAUUGUUCCACACUUGGUUUAUUGUGUUGAGGUAUGGGGAAAGGCAUGUUAUACUAGUACAAAAUCUGUUUUUGUUUUGCAAAAAAGGGCAAUAAGAAUUAUUGCUCGAAAACAUGGUAAAUAUCCAACAAAUACAUUAUUUUGUAAUUUGAGGUUUUUGAAAUUCAAUGAUUUAGUUGAUUAUAAUAUUUUGUUGGUUAUGUAUAAGGCACACCUAAAAACAUUACCCUUAAACAUCCAAAAAAAAAUUUGAAAAGAGAGAGAGUAGUUAUAACCUUAAGGGGACACAGAUUUUUAAGAAACCUAAAUUCAGAACUUGUUUGAAAGAACGAUGUACUUCGAUACAAGGAGUCAAACUGUGGAACGACCUAUAAAACGAUGUUAAAAACGUUAAAUCAUUACACAUGUUUAAAAGAAUGUUAAAGAUUGUUUUUUUGAAGAAGUAUGAAAUAGUAUAAAGUCAGAGUAUAGUAUCGUUCAGUUGAGAUUGAUGAUUGAUCUUGUUUCUUUGUUCUUCCUUUGUUUUCUUUUUUUUGUCACAUAAGACAAAUCAAAAUUUUUUUUGUUUUUUUGUUGUUUUGAUCCAUAGUUGAGAAAAAGGGGCAGAUAUUAUAAGAUUAUUUUCUUCUUUCUGCUACCUUUCAUUUCAUUUUUUAUUAAUUUUUUUUUCUUUGUAUUGAAUUUUUUUUCUUUGUAUUGAAUGAAAUGAAUAAAGAUUUAAAAAAAAGACAAGAUUUUUAAAACCAUCA